Molecule: messenger RNA, 1065 nt
Organism: Brienomyrus brachyistius
Lineage: Eukaryota; Metazoa; Chordata; Actinopteri; Osteoglossiformes; Mormyridae
Product: malate dehydrogenase, mitochondrial-like
Biological process (GO): malate metabolic process; tricarboxylic acid cycle
Cellular component (GO): mitochondrion; cytoplasm
Molecular function (GO): L-malate dehydrogenase (NAD+) activity
Source: RefSeq, a predicted model, not a curated record
AGUGGAGUCCUGCACAACAAACCAGUAAUCGGAAUGUUUUCCCGCGUUGCAAGAUCACCUGCAAGCAUCGCUCGAAGCUUUUGCACUUCUUCCCAGAACAAUGCCAAGGUGGCAGUGUUGGAUGCGUCCAGGGGCAUCGGCCAGCCCCUGUCACUGCUCCUGAAGAAGAGUCCCCUGGUUGUCGACUCUCCCUUGUAUGAUAUUGUCCAUACCCUCGGUGUUGCUGCUGACCUUAGCCACAUUGAGACCAGGGCCCAGGUCACUGGCUAUGUCGGACCAGAGCAACUCCCAGAAGCUCUGAAGGGGAGUGAGGUUGUCCUCAUUCCCGCUGUAGUGCCCAGGAAGCCCGGGAUGACACGAGAUGAUCUAUUUGACAUCAACGCCUCCAUCGUGGCCACCCUGGCUGACGCCUGUGCCCGCAACUGCCCUGACGCAAUGUUGUGCAUAAUCACCAACCCAGUAAACUUCACUGUUCUCAUAGUUCCGGGCAUCCUUAAAAAGCAUGGAGUUUACAACCCUAAGCGGCUGUUUGGUAUGACAACUUUGGACAUCGUCAGGGCUAACACCUUUGUGGCAGAACUCACAGGACUGGAUCCGUCACACGUCAAUGUUCCCGUAGUUGGUGGCCAUGCGGGCAAGACUAUCAUUCCUCUGUUAUCUCAUUGCACUCCCAAAGCGGAGUUCACCGAGGAUACGCUUGCUGCCUUGACGCACUCAAUCCAAGAGGCAGGUACUGAGGUCGUGAAGGCUAAGGCUGGGGCAGGCUCUGCCACCCUCUCCAUGGCGUAUGCAGGGGCUAUGUUCGCCUUGUCCCUGCUGGAUGCCAUGAAUGGCAAAGAGGGGUUCAAGGAAUGUGCAUUCGUCAGGUCAGAGGAAGGCAAAUGCACAUAUUUCUCCACCCCUCUCCUCCUCGGCACCAACGGAGUGAAGAGGAAGCAGGGCCUUGGAAAGCUCUCUGCAUUUGAGGAAAAACUUGUGGCGGAAGCACUGAAUGAACUAAAGGCCUCCAUCAGGAAGGGGGAGGACUUUGUCAGAGAAACAGCAGCUCAAGGAGAAGCACAGUAA